Danio aesculapii is the source of this 608-nucleotide messenger RNA. RefSeq names its product short coiled-coil protein a (gene scoca). NCBI's taxonomy places the organism in Eukaryota, Metazoa, Chordata, Actinopteri, Cypriniformes, Danionidae. The record is from RefSeq and is a predicted model, not a curated record. Gene Ontology annotation, cellular component: trans-Golgi network. The transcript is spliced from 4 exons. Bases 146 to 505 code for a protein of 119 amino acids.
CACACACACACACACACACACACACACACACACAUCGCUUCAUGAGAGGAAAGACCGAUAUUUUAAAAGAUAUUUCUGUUUUGUCAUGUUGGGCUGUUGUUGCUAACCGCACGUACACACACAUAUUUGAGCAAUCACUCGGGUCAUGGAGGGCGACGUGGAUGAAGAUGAUGGGACUUUUACUAACAUCUCACUGGCUGAUGAUUCAGCUGACGGUGAACCUACAGUCCUGCGCUUUAGACCAGAGGAGCAGUACAACACCAUGAAUUGUGAGAUUGAUGGAGAUAUGGAGAAUCAAGUUGAGCAAGAGGAGAAGACAAGACUCAUAAACCAAGUGUUGGAGCUUCAGCACACGUUAGAAGAUCUCUCUGCACGUGUGGAUGCAGUUAAAGAGGAAAACCUGAAGCUCAAAUCAGAGAACCAGGUUCUUGGGCAGUACAUCGAGAACCUCAUGUCCGCCUCAAGUGUGUUUCAGACCACCGACACUAAAAGCAAACGGAAAUAAGUGAACGCGUGUAUCACCAACAUCAUCUCUACAUUCAGACUACACAUAAGCCGCUGCUUGUUUUGUAUUUAUUUUGUUGUAAAAUAUACAGAUGCAUCUCUCA